Diachasma alloeum is the source of this 1166-nucleotide messenger RNA. RefSeq names its product putative nuclease HARBI1. Lineage: Eukaryota; Metazoa; Arthropoda; Insecta; Hymenoptera; Braconidae. Bases 1 to 1152 code for a protein of 383 amino acids. The transcript is spliced from 4 exons. The record is from RefSeq and is a predicted model, not a curated record.
AUGAUGUAUAAUGUGAGAAAUAUCGUGCUAUUAGAUGAUUUUCUUUCCUCCUCCAGUAGUAGUGAUUACAGUGAUGAUAUAAUUGAUGAUCCUGAUGAAGAUGUCAUUAAUGAAAAUGGUGAUCGUCGAAGGAUUCCUCGGGUACAAAAUUUCAUUGAGACAGUUAUUGUCAGAUACGAAAACGUGGAAUUUCAACAGAACUUUCGCAUGAAUCGCAAUACUUUCGAGUAUUUACUUUUUUUGAUGAGACCCGAUUUGGAAGGAGAAUUAUGUCAAUUUGAAGGAGUAACAAUUAAUCCUGAGAAGCAAUUAUAUAUUGCUUUAUAUGUAUUAGGAACUCCGGAUUCGUACAGAUCAGUAACAACAAAAUUUGACGUGGGUUUGGCUACUGCUUGGCGUGCCGUAAAAAGAGUGGUCAAAGCUCUUUGCAAAAUGCGAAAUUAUUUCAUUCAAUGGCCAUCUCAUAGACAGGCUCUGGCGACCACAGUGAGGAUUGAACAAAGAUAUGGAUUCCCUGGCGUUAUAGGGGCAGUAGAUGGGAUUCAUAUUAAUAUUGCAGCUCCAAAAGUAGAUCCGCAAUCGUAUAUCAAUCGUAAAGGAGUGCAUUCAAUACAAUUACAGGUCGUGUGUAAUGACAGAUUGGAAUUCAUCCACUGCUACGCAGGUCUACCUGGGUCGGUACAUGAUAUGAGAGUUUUCAUGUAUUCUGGUCUACAACAACGGUGUAACGACGAGUAUUUUCCAGAGGAUACUCACCUUUUAGGUGAUUCUGCUUAUGCUUUGCAGACGAAUUUGAUGGUUCCGUAUCGAAAUGAUGGACAUUUGACAAUUGAGCAAGUGUAUUUUAAUAGGACAUUAUCUGGCACUCGUAUGAUGGUUGAACGGGCAAUCGGACUAAUGAAAGCAAGAUGGAGAUAUUUUUUGGACAAAUUACCAAUGAGACGAACGGAUUUAAUUCCAUAUUAUAUCUUAGCUGUAUGCAUACUGCAUAACAUUUGUUUAAAAAAUGAAGACACGUUCGAAUAUCCCAUCAUCAUACCCAAUAAUAUUGAUAAUUAUGCUGAACCAUUGCAUGUUAAUAAUGUACAGCAACGACAAGGUCAAAUUAAGAGAGAACGUUUAACUGAUUAUAUAAAUAGAGACGUUGUAUAAAUUGGAUUGUAAUA